AUGAAGGCUACCCUCGCCACCGUCUCGGCCACUGCCGCCCUUGUUGCCGCCGCCAGCGUCGCGGCUGGCCCCAUCGAGAAGCGCGCCAAGAUCGCUCAGACCUUCUCGCCCCCCUCGGCCUCGCCCCUCCAGCAGUCGUCCAACUACGUUGGUGCCAACAAUGGCUCUCUACCCAAGCACGAGGUCGUCGCCGGCAAGGCCUUCGACCGCAUCGUCCAGAUCUGGCUCGAGAACACCGACUACGAGGCCGCUAUCUCCACCCCCGCCAUGCAGGCUCUCCUCCCGCAGGGCGUUCUCUUCGACAACUACUACGCCGUCACCCACCCUUCGGAGCCCAACUACAUCGCCUCGGUCACCGGUGAUUUCUGGGGCCUCUCCGACGACGCCUUCUACCACGUCCCCACCAACAUCACCACCCUCUUCGACCUCCUCGACGACGGCGGCAAGGCAGGCAAGCCCAUCUCCUACGCCUGCUACCAGGAGAACAUGCCCUACGACGGCUUCACCGGAUUCAACUACACCUCCAAGAACUACGUCACCCCUGGCGCCUCCAACUACACCUACUACGUCCGCAAGCACAACCCUUGCGCCAUCAUGGACUACGUCUCCGGCAACAAGACCCGUGCGCUCUACAACCGCAACUUCAACGACCUCGCCGUCGACGUCAACGCAUCCGCGCUCCCUCAGUGGACCUUCAUCACGCCCAACAUGGUCAACGACGGUCACGACACCACCGCCGCCUUCUUCUCCAACUUCACCAGCUACUUCCUGCCCACUCUGCUCAACAACACCAACUUCAACUCCAACAGGACCCUCGUCCUCCUCACUUUCGAUGAAAACGAUAGCUACACGGCUGCCAACCGCAUCUUCACCAUCGCCCUCGGUGGUGCUGUGCCCGCCAACCUCAAGAACACCACCGACCACACCUACAUGACCCACUACUCGGCCAUCUCCUCGGUCGAGGCCAACUGGAACCUCAAGUCGCUCGGCCGCGGCGAUGUCAACAAGACCAUGGCCAACGUGUUCCCCAUCUUUGCCGACUCCUUCGGCUACUCGAACACCGACGUUGCCGAGGCUGACAUUCCCCAGACCAACAUCACUGGUGUCGCACCUGGCCCCUUCUCGCUCACUAGCAACACGGCCUUCUACGCUCCCGACGAUGUCAAGGUCGUCGGCGCAGGAGGUGAGCCCGUGCUGAUCAAGAGUGGCCUCAACACCUCGCAGACCCUUGCCACUCUCCCGCAGACCAACCUGACCGCGCUCGGUCAGAAGAACGUCUGGAGCACCGACCCCGGCUUCAACAACGUCAACGUCUCCACUGGCGCUGCUGCCGGUACUUCGGCCGCCAAGACCAACGCUGCUGCCAAGCCCCUCGUGGCUGGUACCGGCAUCGUUGCUGGCGCCCUCUUCGCCUCCUUCGCCAUCCUCCUUUAG
Moesziomyces aphidis is the source of this 1434-nucleotide messenger RNA. Lineage: Eukaryota; Fungi; Basidiomycota; Ustilaginomycetes; Ustilaginales; Ustilaginaceae. The record is from the annotation of a GenBank genome assembly.